Molecule: messenger RNA, 4569 nt
Organism: Ectocarpus sp. CCAP 1310/34
Lineage: Eukaryota; Phaeophyceae; Ectocarpales; Ectocarpaceae
Source: the annotation of a GenBank genome assembly
UUUUGUGUGCCCUGGACCUCGCCAUAAACACAGAGACAGCACACCCACCCCAUCACUAUAGUACUCCCUCCUUGUUCCCAUUCCAGGAGAUGGACUCGCCUCCGUAUCGACAACAUCUUCCGCAGCAGGAGGCUUCCACAGAAACAACACCCGAAUUUGAAGAUAAUUGCCCGCUGUCAGUGGGCAACGGCUUCGAAUCGGCGUCGCUGGAGAAGCAAGGCAGCCACAACCAAGGUGCCACCACAACAGACACCAGCGGGCCAUCGGUAUGCUCCGACGACGACCUGGAUGAUAGCAGCAGCGUUGACUUGCUGGACGGGGGAUCAUCAUAUGUGGCCCCUCCUCCACGCACCUCGUCAACCGCAUCAUCAAUGCCCUUGGCGAUGGCUCCGACGGCGAAUAGGUCACCCACGGAUUCCCCCGCGAGGAAAAGGGCUGUGGACGGCGGUUUAUCGUUAUCAUCAGGCGAGGACGAGUUCUGCAUGACGAGCUCCAGUCGGCAGCGCGGCAACGGAAAGGGUAAAGGACGAGCGCUGAUCAGUGCAAACAGCAGCAGCAGCAGCAGCAGCAGCAGCAGCCUGUCGGCGUCAUUUCCGGCGCCAUUCUUGUCCGACAGGGCUCGUGCUAUGACCGCAACGCCACCCCGUCGGCGACCACGGCGCCUCCCGCGAGGACAAUCGGAAGAAGAAGUUUUUCUCACCAGUGGGGGGGAAGAGGCGGACAAGAUAAAUCGAAGCGGCCGUGGCGCGGGAGAGGAGGAAGAGCGAGCGGCUGCUGUCCUCGCUGGAGUUGGAGGAACAAGGCGAAGGGCGGGAAGCGAUGCAGGUCGGCGGGAGCCGAAGCGUAAGCGUGGAUUCCUGGUUUCUCUGGCAGCAGCGACGGGUGCCCGACCUCUCCCGCGGAAAAUACCACCGGCUUCCUCUUUCUCGUCCCUCGCACCAAUUGUUCUAGCCAACAGCCCUUGCUCGUCGCUAUCGCCACCACCGCCUCCCGCUCCGCGCGGCUCGACCCCGGCGCCGCCAUCAGGACUCGCUGGCGAGGACGAGUCAGCGGCGGCGGAGCCUUCCUCGUCGGGAGAUAGUCGUCGCAAUGCACCGGAGGAGUUGCCCACGCUCUCCAGCGAGGCGGCUCGGAGAAGCUCGUCGUCAACGUCGCCGGCGGCAACCCGGCCUCCCGCCUCGUCCUCCUCCGCCCCCCUGGAUGUGCUUGACCUCUCCACGAUGUCGGCAUCGCCGAUGGAGGUCAUCGACGUGCUGGACGAUUGCGGUGACGACGACAGCAACAGCAGCAGUGCCAUCGUCUCCCCCCAACGGCCACCAAUAAGUGCGGCGAAGAACGGCAGCGGCUCGACUACAGCCGCCGUCAGGCCGGGUGCGAGCAGCGGCGGCGGCGGCGGCAGAAGUUCCGAUGGGGCCGGGGGCACCCAUUCCUCCGCCGCUUGGAGCAGACGCGCGGUGAACGGGAGAAGUCCUGAGACCAAACGAUCCGUUUCAACAGGUCCCUUGGGGCUCUUUCGUCCGCGAACGAUUAACAGAAGGAAGAGCUUUUACGCCCCUGCUGGCCGCGCCGGGGGUGCUGCUGCUGCUGCAGCCGCGAUCGAAGUAGACGAGGACGGCGUGGAACAAGAAGCCGGCACGAUCGAAACCGCCCGGCAGCGCCGACGUCGCCGCCUCGCCGCCGCCGCCGCCACUACGGGCGCCGCCGGUGGGGCAUCGGCAUCGCCUGUCUCAGCGGGGGGCGCGGCAAAGCGGAACGGGAAGACCCGGCGAGGGGAACACAGCAACAGCAGCUCUCGGGAUCACGCGGUGGCGGAGAGACUGCAGCGUCAAGAGUGCAGGGAGCAGGAGCGGAAGGACGCGCAGAUGGCACGGCGGCUGCAAUCGGAGGAAGCGCGAGGCAGCGCGGCUGCCGGGGGCGGGGCCGGCGAAGCCGGGCUUGGGCUCGGGGGCAGCGGCAGCGGUGCCGGGGUGUAUGGGCCCCUUCCUGGGAGCAACGGCCGAUCGCCUGGCAGUUCGCCGGGAGCGAGUAGGCCCUCUUCCUCCACAGCCAGCAGCGGCAGCGGCGGGGGUGGUGGUGGCACCGCGGGGUCAGCACGGGGGGCCACUAGCAACGCUCGCAGCGGCGCCCGGCCCGGGGGGCGCGGCGCGAAUCGACGGGGAGGAGGUGCGGCGGCGGCGGCGGCGGCCAGGCGGCGGAGGCAACAGUCUAGAAAUAGCCAUUUGCCGUCCCUUGCAGAGAUGGGGGUGAUGAUGGACAUGGGCAGCGAAUACCUAGAGCAGAUGAUGUUAGCCUUGGGGGGUGGAGGGAUUUGGGGGGGGGGCGGAGGGUCUCAGUGGGGAGGCGGUGGGGGCGGGGCGGGGCAUCCGGCCGGAAGCUUGGCAUCGUUGCAGGGAAGGGAGCUGACCUCUGAGGAUUACCAGCAGCUUCUGGCGUUGGACGACACCGGCGGCGGUGGGGGCGCCAAGAAAGGACUUUCCCCGUCAGAGAUCGGGUUACUCCCGCAACAAACUGGCAACGGGAGCGGUCCUGUUGACCAGUGCUGCGUUUGCAUGGAGGACAUGAAGCCGAGGGAGAAGAUCACCCGCCUACCGGCCUGCCUCCACACGUUUCACAGCAAGUGCAUCUCGAAGUGGCUCAAGGAGAAGCCCUGCUGCCCUAUCGACAAGGUUGCUGUCAGCGUGAACGACUCCGGGUGAUCUUCUCGUCGACCCCGCGAGCGAGCGGACAACAGCCGGCAGCUCCCUUCGAACGGGUUGCCGUGUGGAGAACGCGCUCGCGCGCGCGCGCGUGUGUGUUAUUUGGUGGUCGUCGCUAGGGCUGUUGUAUAUUUGGCCCUUGACCCUUUGGCGUGCCCCUCCUGCUCGACCCCACCUUUGGUCGGCGUGGACUGCUUUAGAGUGCGAAGACGUAGGAAAUAAUGAAAAUCAAGGCAGUAGUCGGCUCUUGUUGUGCCCGCGGAGAUGCGACCCCUUGGACUGCAACGCAUUCACUUGAGCGGUGAUGCUGAUGGGCGCGAGACUCUUUUACCGGCGGGUCGUGGAUUUGUCGUGUCCGCUUUGUGCCCUUGGAGCACCCUACGCGGACCACGUGCGGGCUGGGGCGAGAGGGAAGAGUUGCCGGGCUGGCGGGACGGGUGUGGAGGAGAACGUGGACGUAGUGAACGAAAUAUUGUUCGGUGAGAGCUCCUGCAGGUGUUCUGCACACUCAGGAAGGCUAGCUACCUGAGGCAUCUGCAUGUCCUGGAGACACGUUGGUACGCCAGAGUUUGUUGGACGUCUAUCGCUGCUGUGAUGGUGACUUGCUGUGCCGUUCUCAAACAGACCGACUGUUAAGGCUCUUUGAUUGACUUCGGUGCCCUCGGGGGUGAAAUUGUUGGCUCCGCGGGUAUCUGAGGGUGAGCAAGGGAAGGCCGGUGAUCGUACAUCGAGCGCUCUCUCUCCCUCUCUCUUGCUCAUGCUGCCUAUGUCUGCGCAGUCUUCUCAAUAUCCUAAAUCUCUGACCCGCGGGGUUGAUGACACGUUGAGACUGCUGCUGUUUGCGUUGCAGCCUCUGCCGGCCCUCGUCGCCGCUUUGUGAGGCACGGAGGCAGGAACACGAACCCGUUGGCGUGAAUUUUCUUGUGUUUUUGGAGGAUUUUGCCUCUUUCGGUCGGUUAUUCUUAAGACGCACCGGUGCACCCCCCCGAGGACAAGAAGCAUUCGGGCACACCCCGGCAUGCAUGAUUUCGCGGGGCCUCUUCGCCUCGUGGGUGGUAUAGCAAGGAGGACGUUGGGGUGUGGCUGGUUUUGGUUCCGGAGUCCACCUUCGCUUGCGAAUCGAUGCGUCCCUUCUUGGUUUUGGGGAGGAAGGGGUGGGGGGGUGAAGGUCCCUAGGAUAAGCACGACGCACAUGAAGACAUAUUGAUCGAGGUGAGUUAUUGCAUGCAGUGUAGGUUGUUUGGCGGAUUGUGUUGUUUACACGACCUUCGGAUUUGUAGACGCGGAACGAUUGCUGGUGUUUUGAGUUCGGCAAGUUUUGGAGUGCAUCCACCUUAGCCAGGGUUGUCAAAGGGCGAUUUAGUCUCUCUCGUCGUUGUGUGCUCCAUCGGUGCGAUGAGUGACGAAUGAUCGUGCUUUGACAAAUUGCAAUUGGUCGUUCAGGGACAAUUAAUUUUGCUUCCCGGAACCCUAUUUGGAAUUUGUAUGUUUUCGGGUUCGUCGCGCGAGGAAAAGCGUGCAUGUCAUUAGAGAAGUGAUUUUUUUGCUGUUUUGGGUGAGCGGACGGCUUGGUCGUGCGGGAGAAACAGCGGUAACUGUCCUUGACAAGUAGACUUAAUUGUAUGAGGUUCAAAUAUUGUAUUUUACAGGGACCGCGCUGCUGGGGAUAUUGGAGUGCUUUCAAUACCUUUAGAGAACGUCACUUGUCUCUGAAAGUGACCGCUGAGGGCUCACCCGCCCGUCUUGUGUACAACGCCGCAGUUUUGUUGGCGAAAGCAGGACAGAUUUUUGGUCUCGAGCGUGAGCGUGACACUCCCGGUGAAAACUGGUGGCUCGACUUGUCACCCCCCCAACGGUCGUCGUCACGAGUAGA